Molecule: messenger RNA, 411 nt
Organism: Rotaria sp. Silwood2
Lineage: Eukaryota; Metazoa; Rotifera; Eurotatoria; Philodinida; Philodinidae
Source: the annotation of a GenBank genome assembly
AUGGUUAAAGUACAUGUUGUUGAUGCAAAUUUUAUCCGUCAAUAUUGUUUACCUGAUAUAAUAACCAAUAUAAAAUCUUUUCAUUUUUAUAUCAUAUCUCAAUGUCAAUUAUUAUCGAAUAAUAUUGAAAAAAUAAUAAAUUCAUUUAAAAUUGACCAAUUUUUUAUUUCACGUCAAUUGACAAAUGUAACUUGUUUCACUGAUCGAAUUAUGUCAUAUCAAUAUCUUUCUUCUUCUUCUAUUGUUAAUAUAUCUCCAUCUAUUAAUCGUUUAAUUUUUUCUCCAAAUGUUUUUACUUGGCCAUAUAUUCAACAUGUUUCGAUUAACUUAGAUCCAUCUGUUUAUUUAUUAUUUGAACCAUUUGAUGAAAUAUUUCCUAAUAGUUCUCAUAUUAAAGUUUAUACAGGUUAG